UAAGUCCUUUUUUUUUCUUUUAAUGAUCAACAUAUAUAAUUUCUGUCUAUUUAAUAGGAAUUUCAUCUAAGAAUUUGCUGAAAAUGCAUUUCUUGGGAACAUGAAAACAUCAGUUAAACAUAGCUAUCAUCUGUGAUUCUUUGAGAAUUUGCUGAAAUGAAACAUGGAACUCAUGCAUCUAAUGGACAGGCUUAGGCCUGUUAUGGGCUUAAAAAGCUGGGAUUACUGUGUUUUAUGGAAGUUGAGUGAAGAUCAAAGGUUUCUUGAAUGGAUUUGUUGCUGCUGUGGUGGAGCUGACAAAAAUAUGCAUAGCUGUGAGCAAGAGCUGUUUUUCCCUGAUUCUUCCACUUCAACUUGUAGAGAUGUUAUGUUUCAGCAUCCAAGAACAAUUGCUUGUGAUUUACUGGCUCAGCUGCCGCCUUCUCUGGCGCUAGACUGCGGAACUUAUGCAAUGGCCUUAUUAUCUAAUCAAGCAAAAUGGAUGAACUUCGUACCUUUCUCGAUAUCAAAUAUGACUAAUGAAAUAAUGGGAACCAGAGCUUUGGUUCCAUCUCCUCUUGGAUUGCUCGAGUUGUUCAGUACUCAACAACUUCCAGAAGAUGAGGAAGUCAUAGAAUUCGUCUCAGCUCAAUGCAAUAUCUAUGUGGAGCAGCAAGCUAUGACGAAUUCAAGUUUCUCAGAUGGGGUUGAAGAGAGCACAUCAAAGCCUUUCCCAUUAGAAGGAGAUGACCAUAUAAAAGUUUCCCAAAAUCAUUACCAGCAGACAGUCUCCCCUGCCGCUACAUCAAGAGGCCAUUCAGAUAAUUUGUCGUAUGAUUUCCCACUUAAACGAAAACAUUUGGAUACUUCUUCGAUGAACUUCCUUCCGCAGUUAAGUACUUACAGCACACCAGAAGUCUACAACAAAACAGGAGGGAACAUGUUGUUUGAUCAGAGAACAAGUGAUGUGACACAUUUCUCUGAGAAUAGGUACAUGAGUGAGAUGGAUGCUUAUUUACAGAAGCAAAUGAUGAGAAGUAGUAGUACUCAAUCCGCAAUUGAUGAUGAAUCUGUCAAACAUGAUAAUGGAAGAUCCAAUUCAGGAUCUGAUAGUGAUCAAAAUGAGGAAGAAGAUGAUCCUAAGUAUAGACGGAGAAAUGGAAAGGGUCCUCAAUCCAAGAACCUUAUGGCGGAAAGAAAAAGGAGGAAGAAACUAAAUGAAAGGCUUUAUGCUCUUAGAGCUUUGGUUCCCAAAAUUUCCAAGUUGGAUAGAGCUUCUAUCCUUGGAGAUGCUAUUGAAUAUGUGAUGGAAUUGGAAAAGCAAGUGAAAGAUCUGCAGCUUGAGCUUGAAGAACAUUCAGAUGACGAGGGUAGAAGGAAUCAGGACCAGAUCCACCCUGACGUUUUAAGCCAUAAUGGAACUAAAAACGGGCCUAAAUCAGAAAAUGGGAAACGUUCAAAUGGAAAAGGCCAUAGAGAAUUAUCAACUAAUUCCAAUGGCAGCACUGACCCUUUCCGGAAAAUUCAAGAGGUAGAAGAGAAUGACAAAUUGCAGCAAAUGGAGCCACAAGUGGAAGUUGCACAAUUAGAGGGGAAUGAGUUCUUUGUGAAGGUGUUUCGUGAGCACAAGACUGGUGGAUUUGUGAGGAUCUUGGAGGCUUUGAACUCCUUGGGCUUGGAGGUUACCAAUGUCAAUGCAACUAGGCAUACUUGUUUGGUAUCAAAUAUCUUCAAAGUAGAAAAAAGGGACAAUGAAAUUGUUCAAGCUGAUCAUGUGAGGGACACCUUGCUAGAGCUGACAAGAAACCCUAGUAGAGGUUGGUCUGAAAUGGCUAGAGCAUCAUCAGAUAAUAAUGCAAAUGGCUGUACAGAGUAUCUCCACAAUCAGCAUCACCAUCAUGAUCAUCACCUAGACAAUAAUCACCACAAGCAAGCCAAUUCACAUCGCUAUCAACGACACCACCAUCAUUAACAUGUUUUAUUUUAUCUAGCACUAGUAAUAGUAAAUAAUUUAUCUAAGCAAUCCUUGUUUAGAUUGAGUAGUUUGCAGAAUAACGAUAGCUGAAAUGUAAUCGAUUAAUCUCUAUGUAUAAUGGGAUAGUAUUAAAUAAAGAGUAUGUUAUUAUUUUA
Messenger RNA from Capsicum annuum, 2109 nucleotides. Its product is annotated as transcription factor ABORTED MICROSPORES. Gene Ontology annotation, biological process: regulation of DNA-templated transcription. Lineage: Eukaryota; Viridiplantae; Streptophyta; Magnoliopsida; Solanales; Solanaceae. The record is from RefSeq and is a predicted model, not a curated record. Gene Ontology annotation, cellular component: nucleus. Bases 164 to 1951 code for a protein of 595 amino acids. Gene Ontology annotation, molecular function: DNA-binding transcription factor activity; sequence-specific DNA binding; protein dimerization activity. The transcript is spliced from 9 exons.